GCAGAAAGGAACUGGCAACUUGGAGGUUCGCUACCGUAAAUAAGGUGACUGACCAUCUACCUUGGAAACACAAGUUUCUGCAAUUUGGAUCUACAAACAAGAUCUAUAGAACCCAACCACUGUACCAAUCACUACCCGAAGUAUGAAGUUGACAUACUACCCCGCACAGGCAUCACCCAAUGGCACAGGUGUACUUGUCGUUCCUGGUGGAGGAUACGGUUAUGUUUCGCUCGAGAAAGAAGGCAUCAGUCCAGCAGCAUGGUUGAACGAACGAGGCUUUGACGCAUGGACACUCGAAUACACUACCACCGACACCGACGCACCUCCUAUUUAUCCUAAGCCCAUGAAUGAGGCUCUGGACGCAGUGCGCCAAAUUCGGCGCGAGGGUCGGGUUGCUAAGCUGGGCAUCUGGGGUUGGUCGGCAGGGGGCCACCUAGCCGCUAUCACUAUCACCAAUGCUGAAGCACAGCUGGAUUUCGCCAUUUUGGCAUAUCCUGUUAUCUCAAUGGAGCCUGAGACGACGCAUUUGGGUUCGCUACACAAUCUUCUUGGGCAUGACGCCGGCGCUGGACUACGCAAAUCAAUGAGUGCCGAAAACCGUGUCAGCCAACACACACCCCCAGUCUUUAUAUUUCACACAGGUAACGACGCAGCUGUGCCUGUCAUGAACGCGCUUUUGUUUGCAUCGGCCCUAGCGAGCCACGGAUGCGCUUUUCAGAUCCUGGUCUUGCCGGACGGACCGCAUGGCAUUGGUUUAGCCCUCGACGAUCCAAAGUUAAGUUGGACUGGGGAACUUGACCGGUGGCUGAAGACCUUUGUCACUGCACCCUAGGGGGCUGGCUCAUGGCUUGCAUGGCUUGCAUGGCCAUCUAGUACUAGGCAAUUCUAUGCAGCCGUACUAGGUACAGAGGUCCAAUGCUUUUGCAUUUGCUUUUCAGCAAGGCUGGCAAGCUGGACAAUAAUUGUGUUCUCCGGGUAUGUGCUUAUGUGCUUCCACACCUUUAGCAAGAGCCGUUCGAGUCCCAGAAUAGAAAAGAGUGCAGACUCUAGACUCUCGACUCAACAGGCUCCACUCGGUGAUGCCUGUCGCUACAGUAUACAGAU
This is a messenger RNA of Truncatella angustata, 1104 nucleotides long. RefSeq names its product Alpha/Beta hydrolase protein. Bases 143 to 832 code for a protein of 229 amino acids. Gene Ontology annotation, molecular function: serine-type peptidase activity. The record is from RefSeq and is a predicted model, not a curated record. NCBI's taxonomy places the organism in Eukaryota, Fungi, Ascomycota, Sordariomycetes, Amphisphaeriales, Sporocadaceae. Gene Ontology annotation, biological process: proteolysis. The transcript is spliced from 4 exons.